Molecule: messenger RNA, 1069 nt
Organism: Aricia agestis (brown argus)
Lineage: Eukaryota; Metazoa; Arthropoda; Insecta; Lepidoptera; Lycaenidae
Exons: 3
Coding region: 164-475 (103 amino acids)
Source: RefSeq, a predicted model, not a curated record
AAGUAACAAGAUAUUUAUUGCGGUAAUCAGCUCACAAUGCGAGGGACGGUUCCCAGAAUUAGUUUAAUGCGAUGAUUGUAACUCAGUCGUCACUCGUCUGCCGGGGGCUGCGUAGGCCGUGUGUCUGGACUCGGGACUCAGCUUGGGAUAGUUUUGGUCAAGAAUGCAGUUAUCCACCAUAAUCCUGCUAGCGCUAGUGGGCCUGGCGCAGAGUGCGCCGGCGCAGAUGUCAGACGCGCAGUUGGAGCGGGCCCUGACCGACCGGGCGACGAUGCAGCGCCACUUGCGGUGCGCCCUCAACGAGGGGCCCUGCGACCCUGUGGGGAUAAGACUCAGAACUCUCGCACCGCUGGUCCUCCGAGGUUCCUGUCCACAAUGCUCGCCGCAGGAGACUCGUCAGAUCCGCCGCACCAUGGCCCAUGUGCAGCGGUACUACCCUUGGGAGUGGGCCAGGAUCAUACGCCAAUAUGGAUAACGAUUAAGAUGGAUAAAGGGAAGAUCCAUGUAAUAUCGACAAAGCCGCUUGAACGAUGAAAAACACAUCAGCUUAGUUUAUUAUUCACUGCACGUAAUUUAUCUAUAUCUAUAUAGACGUUGCGGUCAGUUCUUUUGCUCCUAAGUGCACGAUAAACAAGAACGAGCUGAAACUUUGUCGAUAUUACGCUGAAUUCAGUCAGCUGUUAAAACUGCCAGAUCACUGCCUAGUUCGAUAGUUACUUACAUACUUACUCAUAUUUUAAACAAAGUAUUUUUUGGGAAUGCGAACGCAUAUGAUGGGCCACCAUACUUUGCACCCAGAUCGCAAUUCUUGAUACUUCGAAUAUUCUUCGAAGCUAGAAGUUAUGAAAAUUGGACCCCGAUGUUUGCAGCAUUUUCGCUCCAUUUCAUUGCAUAACCGGAUGGUCGCAAGUGCGUUCCAAGUGCCAUGCAAUUGGAUACCAUUAUAUUCUAUUUAUUGACCUAGAAUUAAUACUGUAACAAUUAAGUAAUACCGGGUAAUACUCAUUUAAAACGCAUUAAAUAGUUAAACAAUUUUAAAAAUUACUAAGAAAUGAUUCAAGCAUUUAAU